Myotis myotis is the source of this 2696-nucleotide messenger RNA. RefSeq names its product transcription factor Dp-2 (gene TFDP2). Lineage: Eukaryota; Metazoa; Chordata; Mammalia; Chiroptera; Vespertilionidae. Gene Ontology annotation, molecular function: RNA polymerase II transcription regulatory region sequence-specific DNA binding; DNA-binding transcription factor activity, RNA polymerase II-specific. Gene Ontology annotation, cellular component: transcription regulator complex; nucleus. Bases 381 to 1757 code for a protein of 458 amino acids. Gene Ontology annotation, biological process: regulation of cell cycle; regulation of transcription by RNA polymerase II. The record is from RefSeq and is a predicted model, not a curated record. The transcript is spliced from 13 exons.
GGACAGUUAUUACAGGUUGAAAAGCCCAGACCAAUUUUUCAAGAGUUUGCCCUUUUUUUUUUCUUUCUGAAACUCAUGGUGUUUUUGCUCUGCUUUCAAGAUGCGUUAAGGUCUCCUGUGUAUUGACUGCUUUGGAGCCAGCCAGUAUCCUGACAUGUACAAUUCGAAUUAUGCAGGUUUCAUGAAUGUUGCAUUUUUUACAAAUUGAAUGCAAGACCCUCUACCAGCAGAAAGAUUACGACUCACUUUAUUGUGGUACUCACUCUAAUUGUGGUGAUUUGGAAUGAACCCUCAAUAUCUCUGAGAGAAGAAGCCAGCAAUCAAGACAGAAGAAGCCAGUGAGUUAGAAGAACCAUAGAGAAUGGUGGUUUGGAUGCCAAAUGAAGAGUGUCUCAAAGGAAGGUAACAUUUCAUUGGUUGCUUUUCCAGUUUCCAGCACCAACUCACCAACAAAGAUUUUACCAAAAACCCUAGGACCAAUAAAUGUGAAUGUUGGACCCCAAAUGAUUAUAAGCACACCACAGAGACUGACCAGUUCAGGAAGUGUUCUGAUCGGGAGUCCAUACACCCCAGCACCAGCAAUGGUCACUCAGACACACAUAGCGGAAGCUACUGGCUGGGUUCCAGGUGAUAGAAAACGGGCUAGAGAAUUUAUAGACUCUGAUUUUUCAGAAAGUAAACGAAGCAAAAAAGGAGAUAAAAAUGGAAAAGGCUUGAGACAUUUUUCAAUGAAAGUGUGUGAGAAAGUUCAGCGGAAAGGCACAACGUCAUAUAAUGAAGUAGCUGAUGAGCUGGUAUCAGAGUUCACCAAUUCAAAUAACCAUUUGGCAGCUGAUUCGCAGGCUUAUGACCAGAAGAACAUUAGGCGAAGAGUUUAUGAUGCUUUAAAUGUGCUAAUGGCAAUGAACAUAAUAUCAAAAGAAAAAAAAGAAAUCAAGUGGAUUGGCCUGCCUACCAAUUCUGCUCAGGAGUGUCAAAACCUGGAGAAAAUUCUUGAUAUCUCAGAAUUGGGACCUGAAAAUGAGCAGUGCUUUAUACCCUACACAUCUUCAUGUUAUUUUGUGACCUGUGUUUCAAAGAUAGAGAAGCAGAGGCGGAUAGAACGGAUAAAGCAGAAGCGGGCCCAGCUGCAAGAGCUUCUCCUGCAGCAAAUCGCUUUCAAAAACCUGGUACAAAGAAAUCGGCAAAAUGAACAGCAGAACCAGGGCCCGCCAGCUCUGAACUCCACCAUUCAGCUGCCGUUUAUAAUCAUCAACACGAGCAGGAAGACAGUCAUAGACUGCAGCAUCUCCAGUGACAAGUUUGAAUAUCUUUUCAAUUUUGACAACACCUUUGAGAUCCAUGAUGACAUCGAAGUGCUGAAGCGGAUGGGAAUGUCCUUUGGCCUGGAGUCAGGCAAAUGUUCUCUGGAGGAUCUGAAACGUGCAAAAUCCCUGGUGCCAAAGGCGUUAGAAGGUUAUAUCUCAGAUAUCUCCACAGGACCGUCAUGGUUAAACCAGGGGCUGCUUUUGAACUCUACCCAGUCAGUUUCAAGUUUAGACCUGACCACUGGUGCCACCUUAUCCCAAUCAAGUGUAACCCAGGGGUUCUGCUUGGAUGCUGAAGUGGCCUUAGCAACUGGGCAGAUCCUUGCCCCAAACAGUCACCAGUCCAGCAGUGCGGCCUCUCACUGCUCCGAGUCCCGCGGCGAGACGCCCUGCUCACUCAACGACGACGACGAGGAGGAAGAGGAGGAGGACUCCUCCUCCCCAGAAUAAAGACAGGACGAAACCCACGUUUUCCUAUUGAUGCUCAUGUGUGUUUUAGUGUGAGCUCUUGUUUUUGAAAUGAUUGCUUCAGUCCUUGCUUCUGUUUGCACUGUGUGUCCAGUGGAAACUAGGGAAACACAAUCUGCGAAUUACACGCAGGCUGACACGCUUGAGAUGAACGUUACCGUCUGUGAAUGAGAACUGACAGUAGGGUAGUAGGUCACCUCUCAGAGCGAGCUUUCUGAGGGGACAGCGGGACAGGCCUGGGAGAGCUGGGCUGCAUGAACAAAGCUCAUUUACCUUCCGCACGUGGGACCUCUGGUCCCCCACCCACGUGACCCUCCUUAGAACCAGGAUUGCUUCUCUCCGUGGGAGGCACGAAUGGGCGUGACGAGCUCCGGUGGGUGCGCGGUGCAGUGUGGGAGGGAGUUGGGCCUGGGCACAAGCUGCACUGCGGAGCUAGCUGAAAGCCUAGUUGAGGUGCUUUACGCAUCAGCUGCCUUAGACAGCUUCUAGAAAGGAGCGCGCUAACUCUUAAGUACUUAAGUGACAUUUAGAAUAAUUUAUAGUAAAAUGGAAAUGAUCACUAUUAGCCAAUGCAUUUGGUGCAUAGAAUUUUUUAGGGCUACUUCUGGAAGCCAAAGUAGAAUAGCCUUUCCACGUGCAUUAAAUACUUUGCCAGCACUGCCUUUGCCAGCGUUCUAAAUCUGGGGUUUCUCAGAGAAGGAAAGUAUCAUUUUAAUCAGAGCGAUGCAUUUCAUACAGCGCUUUCAUUUAAGACAAAGGAACACAUCCCUCUGACCAGAUUGCUUGCUUACAGUUCCCUGUAGUAAUUGUGUGAUUUCACCCAGUGUGCAGUUGAUGAAAAUGAACCAAGUGUCAUUUCCCGAGUAUGAUAGCACUGUUUUCCUGUCCAUGUCACCUUUUAUACAUUUUCAUUAAUCCAAA